ACAUGUGUUUGUGGCGAUGCUGUUUGUUAUAAAAACCAGGAGUGCAGAUGAAUCUUAUUAACAUUUGAAAUAGUUUACAAAGCUGUAACUGUGGGUUCUUUGCAUUGUUUCAAACAAUAAAAUGCUGAAACAAAAGCAAAUCUGGAUUUUUGUACUGCUGUUUUUCUGCCAGCAUGAUAAGAGUCUGGCCAAUUGUCCAGAGCACCGUCACAGAUCUCUUUAUCCAGCAUCACAUUCUGUAGUUGCCUGUGACUCAGAGACCGCCCAUCUCAACUGUGAGAAUGGGCACAUUCAAGUGCUUUCAGCCAAUUAUGGACGUACAGACAGCAAAACCUGCUCUAGCGGACGACUGGCAAGCCAGAUCUCAAAUGUUCAGUGCACUCAGAGUUCAUCCCGAUGUGUGGUGGCCACUCAAUGUGAUGGAAAAAAGACUUGUUCUGUGCCUGCGGUUUACACAAUCUUUGGCGAUCCAUGUUAUGGGACCUUCAAAUACCUACAUGUGUCCUACACCUGUAUAAAAACAAAAUCUCUAGUUGCCUGUGACUCAGAGACUGCCAAUCUCAGCUGUAAGAAUGGACACAUUAAAGUGCUUUCAGCCAACUACGGACGUACAGACAGUCACACCUGCUCUACUGGAAGACCGGCAAACCAGCUCUCAAAUGUUCAGUGCAGAUCUGAGAUUUCAUCCAAAUGUGUGCUGACCACUCGAUGUAAUGGAAAACAGACUUGUUCUGUUCCUGCGGUUUACACAAUUUUUGGUGAUCCAUGUAUUGGAACCUACAAAUACCUGACUGUGUCCUACACCUGUGGCCCAAUCUAGGCACAGCCUCUUUGACUGAUCAGUGAAAACAUCUAAACACUUUCUACUUCUGUUUUCUUCAUGAAAUUUCUGAUAUUCAUGCCAUUUCAUACUGUGAUUUUCAAGUAAUUUAGUAUUGUAAUGCUACAAAUAUUGUGUAAUAUCUGAAAUCAGUGAAUGUUUGUCACAAUUUCUUUGAAUCAGUUUGGGGUAUCGGGGACCCAACCAUGCACCCUUUACUUAAUGCAAUUUUCUGUCUUUUUCUCAAAAGCAAAAAACCUUUUGUCUCGAGUUGACUGCAAUGUAUUAAAAAAGAAGAGCAUAAAUUUUGUGUAC
Messenger RNA from Paramisgurnus dabryanus, 1135 nucleotides. RefSeq names its product L-rhamnose-binding lectin CSL2-like. NCBI's taxonomy places the organism in Eukaryota, Metazoa, Chordata, Actinopteri, Cypriniformes, Cobitidae. The record is from RefSeq and is a predicted model, not a curated record. Gene Ontology annotation, molecular function: carbohydrate binding.